This is a messenger RNA of Trichoderma citrinoviride, 3045 nucleotides long. RefSeq lists its product as hypothetical. Lineage: Eukaryota; Fungi; Ascomycota; Sordariomycetes; Hypocreales; Hypocreaceae. The record is from RefSeq and is a predicted model, not a curated record. Gene Ontology annotation, cellular component: transcription factor TFIIIC complex. The transcript is spliced from 7 exons. The coding region runs from base 1 to 3045 and encodes 1014 amino acids. Gene Ontology annotation, biological process: transcription initiation at RNA polymerase III promoter.
AUGGACACGCCUCGCCAAGGGGACGGCGGCAGCGUCAGUUCGGGAGGCAUCGCCAGAGGCACGGCUCGAGACGGCGCGCCGCGAUAUGUCAUACCGCCAAGGGAGCUCACGGCCGUCGAGAUCCCGGCCGUCGUCGAAGAUGUUGACCGGGCUGUCAGAGCGUUUGGCAGGGCGCCUUCUCUGCGGCAUGUCCUGGAUCCUCUCAGAAACUCAAUACCGCUAUACAUAAACCCAGAAGAGCCGUUCUGCCCGCCCAUCAUGUCACAUAACGCAAGGUCUCACAAUGUCGUCCUCAAGGUCACUGUCCCUAAGCGGACGGGGAGGAAGCGCAAACGCGGAACGGACGAGCCCUGGCAAGGAGACAUGGAGCUUCAAGACACCGACACCUCAGCUUUACCCUCAGAAAACGUCCAAUCCGUAGCACGUCGCGAUGAUCCGAGGCUUCUGAGGCGAAAGCUAGAGGACAAUGUUGGCAGAUAUCAUGUCGAGGCCGUCGGCUUGAUCAAGCACACGCAUCGCUUCAGAGGCCUGGCUGACUUUUACUGGGACAUGGACAAGUCGUCGUUCGCGCGGAGAUAUGUCGAUCAAGUUCUUCCCGGAGACGUCGACAAGAUCAAGCAGUUCAAGUUUACCCCUGGCAUCGACCAGGGCCCCAAUGUGGACAUCAUACCACCACCAAUCUUCACUCACAUGAGCUUGCCGUUCAACUACUUCUACUCGCAGAACCCGUACGUUCGGCUGACGGAAGAUGGCGGAACGGUCAACACGACUGCCGUCAAGCAAGUCGGUCACUUUAUAGGGACAGAAGAUCCCGCCCCCACGGGACCCCAAAUCCCACCCGACAUGACAGAUCCCCGCAUGGUGGAAGUUAUCGCUCAGCUCGAGGAGGCAUUCGAAGAUCGGCCGGUCUGGACUCGCCGGUCUCUGCUGAACCACCUUGCUGGCAAGCUUCGGAACUGGAACGAGCUGAAAAAGUACCUCAACUAUACGGCGUACCAGUUCAAGGGCGGGCCGUGGCGAGACGGGGUCGUGCCGUACGGAAUCGAUCCGAGAACUGAUCCCAAGUACCGCAUCUACCAGACCCUCAUGUUCAAGCUUCCUAAGCAGAAGAGAGCAAAGAAGGACCAGACUUGGCAAUCCCUACGGAGAGUGCAGAUGGGCCGGACAAAGGAGUUUGUCCAAGAGUUGUCAGCCAGCCACAUCUUCGACGGAGAGACGUACCAUACCGAUGGCAAGGUGUGGCAGGUGUGUGAUAUCACGGAUCCCUUGCUCCGGGAGCUGCUGGACAAUGCAGAGGUGCGUUCGACUUGGGAUGUCAGCAGUGGGUGGUAUCACGGAGGACUGUGGGCAAAAGUCAAGGCCAUCAUGAAGACGAAGCUCGUGGCGAUCCAGUUUGGUCGACGACUGACCAAGGAGGACUUUGCCCCGACGCUGCAAUGCGGUGACCAGACGCCUGUUCGGUCAACCUCGGCCACAUUUCAUCUGCCGCUGCCUAACCUGCACCUCACAAAAGAAGAGCUUACGCUGCUCCGGGGACGCGAGCCAUCCAAGAAGAAGAAGAGCCAGGUGUACAACGUGAGAGUCCGCCCUCGCGCCAAAAUGGGCGUUGAUACAGAAGAGCAGUCUACCGUCGCAACAAAUGAUGCAGAUGCAGAUGCGGACGCAGACGCAGACGCAGGAGUGGAUGUGGAUGCGGAGGCGGAAGAGGUCAGCAUACUUGAUAGGAUGGACCAGAGCGAGGACUCUGAAGCUGGUAGUGAUGACGAGGACGAGGACGAGGACGAGGACGGUGAUGAUGAAGACAAUGCUGAGAACGAGAAUGGCUUUGACGAGGAAGACGGUAUGGGGGCCGCUGACUUUGAAGGAGAUGAAUCCUGGCCCAAGGACUCAAUGGACGCAAUGGACGCAAUGGAUUCCCAUCCCUUCUCCGAGGGCCCUUGGUUCUGCAAGCAUUGCCAGAAGCCCUUUUCCGUCUACGAAGACCUGGUCAAGCACAAGAGGUACAUGCGGAACGAAAACAAGGAGGACCACAUCCAUUGCAAGUUAUGCGGCCGUGAUUUCCACACCCUGGAGGGAGAGAUGAAACACAUGCAGGUGGAGCAUCCUCUUGAGCAGAACCUAGAGUGUCCCGGCUGUGGUCAGGGACCGUUCAAGCGCCUCGGUGCUCUCAUUGACCAUAUCGAGCGGGGGUUUUGCAACCGCAUUGAUACCGCCGUACUCGAUCAGCUCCGAGAGGAAAAGCUCGAGUUCCCUCGACGACUGCAGGAGUUGACAAAGGAACCCGUCAAAGGUAACUAUACCAAGUAUAUGCCGUCGGCUAAUGCUGGACAAGCAAUCUCGGGCUGGCACAUUGAAGAGGAGCCGGCCUCGUUCAAGUUGGUUCAAGAAGAGUUUCCAGGCCUGUCAGGUACCAAAGGGGGUGACAUUCAGCUUUCCGAGACCACCUCAUGGGGCAAGUCGAAACCGAGCAACGGCAAUAGCGAUGGCAACAUUGAGACCCAGCAUGUGCUCCAGCUUCCGUUCCGACCUGCCAUCAAGGCUGAGACAACAUCCACUGCUCGCCCAGCCUUUGGAUCGGGAGUGAGAACCAUCACUGCGGGAAUGGACCCUGAUGACCCAGACUGCCCGUCAUUCAAUGCCGCCCGCUACUACUGCAUUUACACUGAUAAAUACAACUGCCCUAAACGCCUGUGCGGGAAAACAUUCAAGACGGCGAGAGGGCUCGUUGGCCAUCUUCGAUCGCCAGUCCAUGGAAACAAGAGCUACAGAUGCCCAUACUGUCUUCGAAUUUUCAAAACUCUGGCGGGCAUCACUUCGCACGCUGAGUCCCGAAGUUCCAGGUGCCGCAUUCAAGACACGGAGCACUACGAGACCUUUAUGGACCAGCUGACGGCAGGCCUUGUGGACGUGGAGAGAACUCGGUAUCAGGAUGGAAGCAUCAUCUUCAAGACGUCGGAGCAGGUCAAGCAGAAGCUGCGUGGAGAGGCCACCGUUAACAAGACAAAGUAUCCCGUCAGUGCCGUGUCGGAUGAGGUUUACUGGUAG